This is a messenger RNA of Elgaria multicarinata webbii, 10970 nucleotides long. It is a transcript of the gene LAMA3, whose product is annotated as laminin subunit alpha 3. Gene Ontology annotation, biological process: regulation of cell adhesion; animal organ morphogenesis; cell adhesion. Gene Ontology annotation, molecular function: signaling receptor binding. The transcript is spliced from 78 exons. Lineage: Eukaryota; Metazoa; Chordata; Lepidosauria; Squamata; Anguidae. Bases 1 to 10383 code for a protein of 3460 amino acids. The record is from RefSeq and is a predicted model, not a curated record.
AUGGCGAGGAGCCGGGCGCCCGCAGCUCCCUUUGCUGCCCUGACGGCCGGGCUCGUCUUGGCGCUCUGGUGCUGUUGCUGCUGUUGCUGCUGCUGCUGCUGCCUCGCGGACUCUCAGGCGGCUUUCCCCGACGACGACGACGACGCGGCGCGGGGGCUCGUCAGCCUCCACCCGCCCUACUUCAACCUGGCGGAGGUCGCCAGCAUUUGGGCGACAGCCACCUGCGGCCAGGACGAGAGCGGCAGGCCCCGCCUAGAGCUCUACUGCAAGCUGGUGGGGGGACCCGCGGCUGCGCCCGCGGGGAAGACCAUCCAGGGCCAGUUUUGUGACUAUUGCAAUGCCGCUGAUCCCAAGAAAGCCCACCCAAUAACCAACGCUAUAGAUGGGUCAGAGCGCUGGUGGCAAAGUCCUUCUCUCUCCUUAGGUUUGAAGUAUGAUGAAGUCAAUGUUACUUUAGAUCUAGGACAAUUCUUUCAUGUGGCCUAUGUCCUCAUCAAGUUUGCAAAUUCUCCUCGUCCAGAUCUGUGGGUAUUAGAAAGAUCAAUAGACUUUGGAAGAACCUAUACACCGUGGCAAUAUUUUGCCUAUUCUAAGGCAGACUGUUGGGAACGUUUCGGAAAGGAAGCUAAUGCUCGUGUUCGGAAUGAUGAUGACAUCAUUUGCUCUACAGAAUAUUCUCGGAUUGUGCCUUUAGAAAAUGGAGAGAUUGUUAUAUCCUUGGUAAAUGGUCGUCCAGGAGCAAAAAACUUCACCCAUUCUCCCGCACUUAGAGAAUUUACUAAAGCAACGAAUAUUCGUUUACAUUUCCUCCGAACCAAUACCCUUCUCGGACACUUGAUAUCUAAAGCUCAACGGGAUCCUACAGUGACACGCAGAUACUACUACAGUAUAAAAGACAUCAGCGUUGGUGGACAGUGUGUUUGCCAUGGACAUGCUGAUGUCUGUGAUGCAAAAAGUGAUCCAGAUUCACACAGGUACCAAUGUGAAUGUCAGCACAACACUUGUGGGGAAACCUGUGACCAUUGCUGCCCUGGAUACAACCAGAAACACUGGCAACCUGCAACACCCAGCAGCACAAAUCUCUGUGAAUCCUGCAACUGCCAUGGACAUGCCACUGACUGCUAUUAUGAUCCUGAGGUUGAACGACGCAAAGAGAGCUUAAAUCGCUAUGGACAGUAUCAAGGUGGAGGGGUCUGCAUUAACUGUCAGCACAACACAGCUGGUGUAAACUGUGAGAAGUGCUCAAAGGGUUACUACCGUCCUUAUGGUGUUCCAGUGACAGCAACACAUGGAUGUACACUCUGCAGCUGCAAUCCAGAAUAUUCCAAUGGCUGUGAGGAAGGAUCCGGCCGCUGCUAUUGUAAACUGAAUUAUCAGGGCAAUAUGUGUGACCGGUGUGCUGAUGGAUACCACAGUUUCCCCUUCUGUUACUGGAUUCCUGUUUAUCCUGUUUCUACUCCAAACCCAGAAGAUCCUCCUGCUGGUCAUAUAACUGGAGGUGGCUGCAAACCAGGAUUUUUUGGGCCACGUUGUCAGCCUUGCCAGUGUCAUGGCUCAGGAGUGUUAAAUGAUGGUGACUGCGAUAAAAAAACAGGACAGUGCCAAUGCCGUGCCGGAUUUCAAGGGAUUACCUGCGACAGCUGUGCGGUGGGCUAUUUCCGUUACCCUUUCUGUCAAAUGUGUCAGUGCAAUUUAGCAGGCACUCGUCCUGAAAUCUGUGACUUCCUUGGGAGUUGCCUUUGCCGUUUUGAGGUGGAUGGCGUUCAGUGCAACAGCUGCCGUCCUGGGUAUCAUUCCUUCCCCUUCUGUCAAGAGUGCAACUGUGAUGCAGCUGGGACUGUGGACAAUGCAUGUGGCCCUCAGGGGCAUUGUCUUUGCCAUACAAACUAUGCUGGACCAAAAUGCAGCCAGUGCGCUCCUGGUUAUUACCACUUUCCCAAUUGUUUGUCUUGUCAGUGUUCAACAUACGGCUCCUACCAGACCCCGUGUGAUCCAGCAACAGGGCAGUGUGAGUGUCGGCCUGGCAUUACAGGUCAGCAGUGUGACCGAUGUCUCUCUGCAGCCAACAACUUUCCUUAUUGCCAAGGAUCCAGCAAUGAAUGUGACCCAGCAGGAGCCAUAGAUUCUUAUUCUGGCUAUUGCCAGUGUCUGCAAAAUGUGGAAGGGCCAACCUGUAGCAUCUGCAAACCUCUGUACUGGAAUCUGGCCAGAGAAAACCCUGAUGGAUGUAUAGAGUGCCAGUGCAACGCAGCUGGAACACUGAGUGGAGUCAGAGAGUGUCAGCAGGUGGAUGGUGAAUGUUACUGCAAACCUAAUGUUUGUGGAGAUGCUUGUGAUACUUGUGAAGAUGGUUAUUAUAGUCUGGCAGCGAAGAAUUAUUUUGGAUGUCAAGGAUGCAUAUGUGAUGUUGGAGGGUCUGCAAGUCAUAUCUGCAAUGAUCUGUCGGGUGACUGCCAGUGCAGAAAACACAUAGUUGGAAAAACCUGCAAAGAGCCUAGAAAGAACUACUACUUCCCCAAUUUACAUCACAUGAAGUUUGAAGUCGAAGAUGGUACAUCUCCUAAUGGAAGAGGAAUCCGGUUUGGUUAUGACCCACAAGAAUUUCCUGGCUUUAGUUGGAGAGGUUAUGCACAGAUGUCCUCAAUACAGAAUGAAGUGAGGAUAACUUUGAAUGUGGAGAAACCAAACCUCUCUUUAUUUCAUGUUAUCUUGAGGUAUAUUAAUCCUGGAACUGCUGUAAUAUCUGGUCACAUAAUCGCUUAUGAAUCUCGGACUCAAAAAGGGACUCAUCAGAGCAAAGACUUUGUGUUCCCACCCAGUAGGGAGCCAGCUUUUGUAACUGUCCCAGGAAAGAGCUUUGCAGAUCCAUUUGCAUUACGUCCUGGAACCUGGAUUUUUAAAAUCAUGGCAGAGGGAGUUCUCCUGGAUUACCUGGUGCUCUUACCUAGAGACUACUAUGAAGCACCCAUCCUGCAAUUUCCGGUUACAGAGCCUUGCUCAUAUUCAGGACGUGCCACAACAGAUAGUUGUUUACAGUAUGAACAUUUGCCACUGGACAGAUUUUGUUGUGUGCUUGGUUCAGAAGUAACAUUUUUCUUGCAUGGGGGAGAGUACAGGAAAGUAGCUUUCCAACAGCCAACACCCCAACAUCCAGUGAUGUCACACAUCAGUGGUCAAGAGGUGGAUCUGCAAAUCAGACUGGGCAUAGCUGAAGCUGGCCGCUAUGUAGUAAUCCUUGAGUACCUUAAUGAACAUGAUCAAGCAUAUGUUGGUAAUGUGGAGAUUAACAGCUCUGGGCAAAUAAUGGAGGCGAGGAUUAAUAUAUACAGCUGCAAAUAUAGCUUCCUGUGUCGCAGUGUUGUGACUGAUGGUAUGGAUCGCGUCGCCAUUUAUGACCUUUUGACUGAUGCGAAUUUACAUCUCAGGUCAUCAGCGAUAGAUUUUCUCCUGCACAAGAUUUGCAUUAUUCCAGUUGAAGAUUUUUCGCUAGAGUAUCUCAAACCUCAAGUUUAUUGCAUUGCCACAUAUGGGCAUGUGGCUGAUUCAAGUGCUUCAUGCAUCCCCUCGCAGUACGAAACACCUCCUGUAGCCAUGGUUUUGGAUGCUGUGAGGGAUGGAAAGGUUGCAGAAGUGCCAAGAAAUGUGGUCUAUCAGGAUUCAUUGAGACCUCCUUUAUCAUCUCCUCACACAGUUAAUGGAGUGACUUUGACUUCUUCACAGAACCAAAUUACAUUGAGUGGGAGAGUGACGCAUUUGGGCAGAUACGUGUUUGUCAUACAUUUUUACCAGCCAGAAUACCCAGCAUUUCCAGUGCAUGUAACUGUGGAUGGAGGACAACUCUGGUCAGGUUCUUCUAAUGCUUCCUUUUGUCCACAUAUUUCUGGAUGUCGAAGUCUGGUUCUGGCAGAAAAUCAAAUUGAAUUUGACAUCUCUAAACAUGACAUCUCAGUAACAGUGAAAAUUCCUAAUGGAAAAGCAGUGGUCUUGGAAUGCAUCCUGGUUGUUCCAGCAGAUAGCUACACUUAUACACUUCUUCAGAAAGACACUGUGGACAAGUCAUAUGAUUUCAUCAACCAGUGUGGUGGGAACAGUUUUUACAUUAACCCAGUAACAUCCUCAGAAUUCUGUAGAAAUUCAGCAAGGUCACUUGCAGCUGCCUACAACGAUGGGGCUCUGCCUUGCAAUUGCCAUAGGAAUGGUGCCACCAGUCCUACCUGCAGCCCAAUGGGGGGCCAGUGCACCUGCAAGCAAAACAUCAUUGGCCGUCAAUGCAGCAGGUGCCAAACAGGCUAUUACGGAUUUCCAUCUUGCAAACCAUGCAGCUGUGGACGACGCCUUUGCGAUGACAUCACUGGAAAGUGUAUUUGUCCUCCUCAAACUGUUAAGCCCCGAUGUGAAGUGUGUAUGAGGCAGCACUUUGGCUACCAUCCCCUGGCUGGCUGUGAGGGGUGCAAUUGCUCCAGCAAAGGAGUGGUUAAUGCAGUGAACCCUGAAUGUAAUAAAAUUAAUGGCCAAUGCAAGUGCCGCUCAGGAAUAACAGGCCAACGGUGUGAUCGGUGUGCUCCUGGCUCCUAUAGUUUUCCAAACUGCAAACCUUGCAAAUGUAACAGAGGAGGGACAGAACCAAACGUUUGUAAUCCUCAUACAGGAGUUUGCCUCUGUAAGGAGAAUGUUGAAGGUAUUCAAUGUGACACGUGCCGCUCUGGAUCAUUUUAUUUGGACUCCACUAAUCUGAAGGGUUGCACCUCAUGCUUUUGUUUCGGAGCAACCAAUAUUUGUCGCAGUACAAACAAAUAUAGAGUAACGUUUGUUGAUAUGAGAAACUGGCACCUAGAAGAUGUGGAUAACAACAUGAACAUCCCUAUAACUUUCAAUCCAGGCAGCAACAGUGUCGUUGCUGACGUCCAAGAAUUGCCUCCCUCUGUGCACAGUUUGUACUGGAGAGCACCCUCAUCUUACCUGGGACAAAAGCUUUCUUCGUAUGGUGGCUACUUGAGUUAUCAGGUGAAAUCCUUUGGCUUACCUAGUGAAGGCAUGACUCUACUGGGGAAAAAACCUGAUGUGCAGCUAACUGGGCACCGGAUGAAAAUAGUCUAUGUGGAUCCUAACGAUCCUUUGCCUGACAAACAGUAUUAUGGAUCAGUUCAGCUAGUUGAGGGAAACUUCAGACACGCAAGCAACAGUAACUUGGUAUCUCGAGAGGAGCUGAUGACGGUCCUGUCUAGACUAGAUGGAUUACAAAUCAGAGGUUUUUACUUCACAGAAUCUCAGCGGUUAACCUUGGGUGAGGUUGGUCUGGAAGAAGCCACCAGUACAGGAAAUGGCGAUGUUGCUUAUAAUGUAGAGACAUGCUCCUGCCCUCCAGAAUAUGUGGGUGAUUCAUGCCAGGAAUGCAGCCCUGGAUUCUAUCGUGAGAACAAUGGGCUAUCCACAGGACGGUGUGUUCCUUGCAAUUGUAAUGGAAAUGCAAAUAGAUGCCUGGACGGUUCCGGAAUUUGUAUUAACUGUCAGCAUAAUACUGCCGGUGAGAAGUGUGAACGUUGUAAAGAAGGUUAUUUCGGAGAUGCCAGUCAAGGAACCUGCAGGGUGUGUCGCUGCCCUUAUACAAACAGUUUUGCAUCUGGCUGUGUGGAAAAUGGUGAAGAUAUGCAAUGCUUCUGCAAAGAAGGCUAUACUGGAGUGCACUGUGAAAGCUGUGCUCCUGGUUAUUUUGGAAAUCCACUGAAAUAUGGAGGAUACUGUCAGAAGUGUAAUUGUCCUGAUAAUGGUCAGCUCAUGAAUUGUGAUCGCCUGACUGGAGAAUGCAUAAGCCAAGAACCAAAAGAUAUAGAUCCUCAUGAAGAUUGUGAUUCUUGUGAUAGCUGUGUAAUUACUUUGCUGAAGGAUUUGAGCACAAUGGGGGCAGAGCUCCAUGUGAUUAAGUUUCAGAUGCAAAACGUCAAUGCCAGUGCCCACACGCUGGGGCAGAUGAAGCACCUGGAAGACCGUGUCCAACAACUGAAGAUUUUGUUGAACCGCUAUCGUUCCAUUAUUGCGACUCAGGGCCCAAGGGUGGAUGAACUGGAGACAGAUUUCAUUGACCUUAACCAAAAUGUUAAUGCUCUAAAAGAAAAGGCUGAAAAUAAUUACAAGAAAGCAGAGACACUGUUUAAUGAUUUUAGUAAGACUAACCAACAGGGAAAAGACUUGAUUUCAAAAAUAGAAAGCCUUGUCACCAAUAUUAAGGUUCUCGUGCAACAGAUAUCCAGUACUUCUGCAGGAGGAACCUCUUUGCCUUCAGGAGAUGCUGCCAAAGAGCUGGCUCAAGCUCAGCAAAUGAUGAACGAGAUGAGAAACCGCAAUUUUGGCCAGCAGCUCACAGAAGCAGAAAGGGAGAAAGUAGAAGCCCAGCGCUUGCUGGAACGUGUAAAGAAUGAACUAGAAAAACACCAAGCAAAAAACCAAAGAAUUGUCAAAACUGUAAGAGAUUCAUUAAAUGACUAUGAAUCUAAACUCAAUGACCUUCGUGAAUCUUUGAGAGAAGCAAAGGAACAAACCAAGCUGGCUGAGAGUUUAAAUGGAGAGAACAAAGUUCUCUUGGAAGAUAUUAAGAAACGGACUGAAGAGAUGACUAAACAACAGAAUGACAUCUUGGAUAUUCUGACUUCUGCUGAAGCAUCAUGGUCUCAGGCAAACAGCGUAUUUGGCUUGCUGCAGAAGAGUAAAGAGGAAUAUGAAAAUUUAAUCGCUCAACUGGAUGGAGCAAGGAAGGAUCUCAAUGAAAAAGUAAAGAGCCAUUCUUUAUCAGCCAGCAAGGAACCUCUGGUGGUGAGAGCGGAAGAGCAUGCCAAAAACUUACAAGACCUGGCAAGAAAACUGGAAGAGAUCAAGAAAAAUGCUAGCAGUGAUGCGCUGGUGACCUGUGCUGUGGAAGCUGCUACUGCGUAUGAGAACAUUAUUAAUGCCAUCAAGGCAGCAGAGGCAGCAGCUAAUAGAGCAUCAAAUGCUGCAGAUUCAGCUUUAUCAACAAUGGAAAGAAAAGAUCUAGCUGGAAAGGCCAAGAGACUGAAGACCAGCAGUGGUGAUCUGUUAAAUCAAGCACAGGCAGCACAAAAUACAUUGCAAGAAAUCAGUCCAACUCUUGAUGUUAUAAAGAGCAGACUUCAGGAUGCGGAGAGGAAGAAAAAUGUGAUACAGGGAGAUCUUACAUCUUUCCAAAAUGGCCUCCAGGGGAUAAACAGAGGUGAUAUAGACAACAUGAUCACAAGUGCAAAUAACAUGGUCAGAAAUGCCAAUGAGAUUACUGCUAAUGUACUAGAUGAGCUGGAUCCAAUUAAAGCAGAUGUUGAAAACAUAAAGGGUUCCUAUGGAGCCACACAGAGUGCUGACUUCAACAGAGCUUUGAAAGAUGCAAACAAUACAGUCAAGAACUUAACAAACAUCCUCCCGGAUCUGUUUAACAAGAUUACAAGCAUCAACCAACAACUUACGCCAAUAGGCAACAUAUCUGAUAAUAUAAACCGCAUUAGAGAGCUCAUCCAGCAAGCUAGAGAUGCUGCAAACAAGGUUGUUAUUCCCAUGAGGUUCAAUGGAAGUUCUGGGGUUGAGGUUCGGCCUCCUGACAUCCUUGAUGAUCUGAAGGGCUAUACCUCCCUUUCUCUGUUUCUUCAAAGACCUCUCUCAAGGUUGGAUAGCCCACGACGACAGACGUCAAACAUGUUCGUUAUGUACCUGGGUAACAAAGAUAGUUCCAAGGACUACAUAGGCAUGGCUGUUCAGGAAGGACGGCUUAUUUGCGCUUAUAGGCUAGGAGGCAAUGAAGCUGUAGUAGAAGUCCCUGAACAAGUGAAUGAGAGUGAGCACAAGGAAGCAACUUUGGAUUAUGUGAAGUUUGAGAGAAUUUAUCAGUAUGCAAAUCUGAAUUACAUUAAAGGUGCGACCUCCAGUUUGCCAUCAAGUCUAGGACCUUUUGAGUACAGCAGUGGGAAUAGUUACAAUCUUCUCAACCUGGAUCCUGAAGAUGUGGUCUUCUAUGUUGGAGGAUACCCACCGGACUUUAAACCUCCCAGUACGAUCGACUACCCUCAUUAUGAAGGCUGCAUUGAAUUAGACAGCUUAAAUGAGAGAGUUAUCAGUUUGUACAAUUUUAAGAGGACUUUUAAUCUCAACACUACUGAAGUUCAACCAUGCAGAAGAUAUAAAGAACAGUCUAAUAAAAUCUAUUUUGAAGGCAUAGGUUAUGCACAGGUUAAUAUUUCUUCACCAAAUAAACCUAUUUUAACGUAUGAACAAUACAUUCAGACCACUACAGAUGAAGGCUUGGUGUUUUUUGCAGAAGACCAGGACAAGUUCAUCAGUUUGAGGAUUGAAAAGGGCCAUUUAGUAUUCAGAUACAAAGUUGAUAUGCAGCCUCCACAAGAAAUAAAAAGCGAAGCAGUCAUAAACGAUGGAAAGGAUCAACGAGUUCUUUUACGCAUUACUCCUGAUGCCUAUACUCUGGGUGCAUUUAAAAUAAAAGCAACUGCAAAGACUUUUCCCUUCAAUUUAUAUUACUUGGGUGGAAUUCCAGGCUCCAUAAGAGAACGCUUUAAUAUAUCCACACCUCCAUUUCGUGGAUGCAUGAUGAGUGUGAAAACCUCCUUUGAGGCUUCCCCUACCUUCUCUGAGACUCUUGGUGUCAGCAGAAAAUGUCCUGAUGAUUGGAAGCUUGUGAGAACUGGAAGUUUUUCCAAGAAUGGAGUACUGGAUUUGAAUGAUGAUGGUUUCCCAUUUACCAAUGAUUUCCAAGUUGGAUUUGGCUUUCAAACAUUCGCACUCGAUGGGACAUUGUUAAAUUACAAUUUACGGCCUGAUGUAUUUACUGUUCUCCUGAGAAAUGGUUCUGUAGUUGUAAAGUUAGCUGAUGAAGAAAGCCAGUCUAGCAAGAGAUACGAAGACGGUUCAAUGCAUUAUGUAACAGUAAUGAAAGAAGACGACACGCUUAAGUUACUGAUUGAUGAUGUGCUCGAGUCAACAACAACAGUUGGAACCCUUGGAAAGAGAAUGAUGAGUCAACCAAUAGAGCUGGGUGGGAAUAAUUUUGAAGGUUGCAUUUCCAAUGUGUUUAUACAAAGAUCAGGACAGUUUCCUCAAAUUCAAAAUCUAACCGAAUGUACUAAGAAGACCGACGUGUCCUUAGGAACCUGUAUGAUAAGGAAACAACCACAGACAAUGAUGCUGAAAGAAUUGACAUAUCCGUACCAUCUGAAGGUUUUGAAGAGGAAAAAAACCAUUGCCUCUUUAGCAGAUGCAAAUGUGCAGCAAAACAACAAGAGAUGUCCUUUACAUGCGAAGUUAAAUUUUGUUACUGGAGCGUAUCACUUUGGCAAUAUCCCUGAUAGUCAUUUAUUGUUUGCAACUCCCCAAACAUCGUUAGGAGACAGGUCCCAUUUUGCUGUUGACGUUCGUACAUCAUCCCCUAAAGGAUUAGUCUUCUUCAUGGGAAACAAGAUGGAGAAAAGAUACAUGGCUCUUUACCUUUCAAAAGGACGUUAUGUAUUUUUACUUGCUGCUGAUGGUAGGAAAAUAAAAAUCAAGAGCAAAGCCAAAUAUAAUGAUGGACAGUGGCAUACAGUGGCGUUCAGCAGAGCUGGAAAGAAAAUGCGCCUUGUUGUGGAUGGUUUGAAAGCUCGAGAAGGAAACAUACCAUCUACUUUCUCUGCCAGGAUUGAGUCACCAGUCUACCUAGGAGGGGUUCCUUCAUUAAAAGUUCAGAAUUUACCAAAGAAGAGUUUUGUGGGUUGCCUGAGAAACUUUUAUGUGGCCGGAAAGCUGGUACAUACUUACCAACGGAACAGUGGUGUUCUGCCUUGCUUGGAUAAUACUCUGGAGAACGGGGUAUCUUUCUUUAAUGAAGGGGGACAUAUUGUCAUUGAAAGCACUUUUUCGAUGAAUUUGGAAUAUCAGAUCACAUUUAAGAUUCGUCCAAGAAGCUUGACUGGCAUUUUAAUCCACACUGGCAGCAAACGAGGGAACUAUUUAACUGUUUACAUGGAAGAAGGCAUGCUCACUGCGUCUGGAAAUAAUGGUGCUGGAGAGUUCUCAACGUCAGUCACACCUCAGCAGUCCCUGUGUGAUGGAAAAUGGCACUCCAUAGCAGUAACUCAGAAGCAGAACACUGUGCACCUUGCCGUAGAUGCAAAGAGUAACUACACUGCUGGACCAUCAACUAUACUUUCCACCAGCCAUGCCCAACCACUUUAUUUUGGGAGAGUUCCAGUUAAUUUGGAAAUACCAUGGCUUCCUGUUCAGAAUGUAUUUCUUGGCUGUCUGAAGGAUGUCAAAAUCAGUGACAAACCUGUCUUAAUCAGCAACGUUUCAGACAUUCAUGGUGUUGUCAGCUUGCAAGGCUGCCCCGUCAAUUAACUGUAUCUUCUCAUGGUGAAAAAUCUCAUGUACUGUAUGAAUUGCCACAAAAUGGUUUCAUCUCCUCUCAUCUCUGUGUUAUUCUUGCCAUUUGUUUCCAACAUGGCUUAAGAUGUAUAUGUCCCCCCGCCCCCAGAAUUAUGGAGUGCCGCCAUUGUUAAAUGCUUUAUGAAAUCCUUGCUUUUCUGUCUACAGUUCACUGUUUAUGAUAGAGUCAUGUGAAAUACGAAGUGGCCUUGUAUAGAAUGUAAUCUGGUGAGAUCCUGCUUCUCAGCCACAGUGAUGCAUAACUAGAGCAAUUGCAUUGGCAGAAGAGCCCAGUCCUGAGACUCCUGACUUGACAAGCGCUACCCCAAUUAGAAUAGGGAAUCCUUUGGAUUGUAAGCAGGAUCUGACCUCAGAGACAGAAUUUUAUAAAAAUAGAAAAUGAUGUUGGGUUGCUGAACCAGUUCUUUUAUGCUGAAGCGUGCAUUACAUAAUUGACCAAAAUAAUAUAAACUGCGUAUAAAGCACUUUAAAAAGAGUGGGAUUCUGAGGUGACAGUUUCAAGAGUUCUGUGACCAAAUAAAGGCAAGUUGCUUUUUAAA